AUCCAUCAGGUAAACGGCAGGCUGGUGGUUUUCUCUCGCCAGGCGUGUUUUCCCCGGCAGCCGUGUUUUAGUAUGACCGAUGGGUGCGAACCAUCCCGGAUUCAUAUUUUACCAAGACUCCGGGUUUUAGUCUGACUUCCUGGUACCUAGUUUUACACCAAUCAAACAGAAAUGUAAACAAUUCACGAUUUGUGAUUUGAUUAGGAUAUUUAACAAGGCGUGGACAUUAGGCUAGUGGUGUCUUUUUAUCCCAAAUACUUCCAUCAAAAUGUCAGAGCCUGAGGAGCAGCAGAAAGAUAUUCCACCAGCCAAAUCCAAGAGGAUUAAAGUGCUGACCAUGGAGGAAGACGGUACUGAUAAGGGGAGUGUCAACAGCGAAGAUCAUCUCCUGCAGAAGGCCAAUGUCAGCAAAGAUCAUCUCCUGCAGGAGGCUGGUACUGAGAACAGAGAGGAGACCAAAGAAACAGAAGAAAAUAACAGGGAGGUCAUGGAGGACAGCAGUGUCAAACUCGACAAAGAAAUUAACAAUGAACAAAAUUUGGAUGACAAAAACAGUGGUAGCAGCAAUAACAAUGAAAGGAAACCAGAGAAUUUAGAUGAGGAUAUCACAGUCAUAGAUAAAGAGGAAAGUGCUCCAAUGGAGGAUCCUUUGAAUGCGAAUCAGAGCAACACAAAUCAAAAUGCCAAAGCUCAAAAUGGUAAACUGCUAGAAAUGAAAAACAAGGUGUUGUCUGCGUUUGCUUUGAAAAAUGACAAAUCGAAACAAGGUGAGGUUGGAGACCAUUGCACAGACAAAGACCUUGAAGUUCGAUUUAACCUAGAUAAGAAAGAACACAAUAAAAAUAACUCCAAAGAACUCCAAAAGAGAAUUAGAGAUGUAGAGGAAGGGAUAUUUUCCGUUACAAAGGAGGACUUGGAGAGGAAGAAGAAGAAGAAAGAAGAAGAGGAUGAGGUGGAUUCCAUGUCCGUCUGGUCCUACUUCAUGCCCAAAAAGAAUUUUCAGUACCAUUUUCAACAUCCCUACUUUAGGCUCUUCAUAGCCUACUUUGUGACUUUCUGUAAUUUUCUGAUCUAUGCUGAGGACCCUGUUGCACACUCUAUGAAGGAAUGCACCAUUCCAUUGGUUGGGAACGACUUUGCAUUCGUAGCAACAAGGUAUGCCCCAAAUGCAUGGAGUGUCCUGAAAGUAUUCCUUUGGCUCUCCGCCAUUUUGCUUGGAAUUGUGCUUGGAAAAAUCGUGGUGCAUGGAUUAUUUUUCAACCGUUUGUGUAAACUGAGGAUGUUUGAGGACGACAUGGGGUCCUUUAUGGUGAUGUUCCUGGCAUCGUUAAUUGUCCUGUUUGUCUUUUCCUGGAUCUACAACGCUUUUUUGCUGAUUGGUGGCAGUGACACAGAAGACUACCGAAUCUCGGACCUCAUGGGCAUCUCCAACUCCCUGUUCAUGAAAAUGGCCGCCACCGGCACAUGGUGUGGGGAUUUCUUCACAGCCUGGAUGGUGACAGACAUGAUGCUACAAGAGAAGCUGUACCCUAAGUGGGUGGUGAGGGUCAGGCAAUGGUGGAACACGGGCUAUCGCCGCAUCAUUCUGUUCUGGACGGUCACCACAGUUGCCACGCUGAUUGUGGUGUUGGUGAUUGCCACAGAUUACAUUCAGUGGGACAAGCUAAACAGGGACUUUCUUCACAGCAAUGAGGCCUCCAGAGCAAUCUUGGCUUCACUUAUUCUUGUAAUGGAUAUCCUCAUUGUUUUACAAGACUGGGAUUUCCCACAUUUUGUCAGUGCAAUUGAUAUCAAACUUCCUGGUAUCAAUACAGCCCACAUCAAAUUCGACAUCCCAAAGUGUCUUAAAAGAGAGGUGUGGCAGGUCCAUAUUACCGGAAAAUGGUUCAACUAUGGAAUCCUGUUUCUAGUCAUGAUUUUGGAUCUGAACAUGUGGAAAAACCAGAUAUUUUAUUCUCCAUUUGAUUACGGCCAAUAUACAGACUCGGACGGUAAAAUUCACAGUGUUACAGACGAGUACAGUUUGAAGACUUUCAACGAGUCACAGCUUUCAUACAGCUACCGGUCAGUGACGAUAAAUCCGCUGACCAACGCCACAUAUCUUGCCGGGGACACAGUGAUGAAUGCCCGUUACAAUGGCUACCACCUAGUCAUAAAACUGACGGCAUUCAUUCCAUGUUUUGCGGCAUUUAUAACAUUUGGAGUUCUUCUGUGGAAAUUUGGCCGACGUGUACCUCACGAAAAAGAUGUGUAUGCAGGCCGACUGAAAAAGAGGGCAAGAGACCCAAGUAAGAUAUGCCAUCAGUAAAUAUAUAAAACAAUGAAGGGCUACAGAAACUGAUUGAUAUUCACGAACAAUUGGUAUAUGGUCAUAAUAUACAUCUUGGAACCACCUUUGUAACAAUCAAGCAGCUAAUGUGAUAUUUUACUGAAUCUAGAAUUCCAUUUGUUAACCAAGGAGAAAUGUUUUAAAGACAUGCAUAUAUAUGCAAUUUACAUGCAUAUACAUACACAUGUAUUGUGUCUGAAAAUAACACUGUAAUGUCUUAAUUACUACAGGUAUAGUGAUUGCAUGCAAAAAUUAAUCUCAUGAAUUCUAGAGAAUGAAAAAAAAAAUUGACAGCCCUCCCCUCCCCCUGUCUAAACCCAAAUGCUAAAGAUGUCCAAAACAUAAAACACCAAAAAGGAUUAUAUAUAUAUGUCAUCAUGUAUUUUUUAUAGUAAUUUUUUAACGCAUUGAUUGUUUACCAAUAACUUGAAGUAUUUUCCUUUUUAUACUUUAGUUUUUUUUUUGUUUUUUCAUUACACCCCCACUCUGAACUAUUUGUUUAGGCAUGGGAUAUAUUUUUGUACCAAUCGAACUUCAACUCCCUGUUAAAUGACAACUUUGUUUAUUUCAAGCAAAGUUCUCAGCAACUGUUUAUCGCAGAUGCUUUUUGUAACUAUUUGUUAAGGCAUGCCAUAUGGUGGGUUAUAUUUUUGUAAUAAUCGGACGUCAACUUCCUGUUAAUUAAAUGACGACUUUGUUUUUUUUUUCAGCCAAACAUUUUCGAACAAAUUUUCGUCAGAGAUUUCUCAGUAACUAUAAAUUGCAGAUGCUUGAAAUUUUGACAUACUAUUUGUUAAGGCAUGCCAUAUGUAGGGAAAUAUUUUUGUACCAAUCGGAUGCCAAUUUCCAGUUAAAUGUAGACUUUGCUUAUUUGAAUAUUGAUAUCAGAGUGGGGGUGUCACUAGUGAGCAUUGGCUCACAGAUAUCUUGUUUUAUGUUGUUGUUGAUUUUUAUAGUUACACAUAAUUGCUUUCAGAUAUUUAAUGUUUUUAUGCACUUUUUACAGUUACUGAAAUGGUUUGAUGGUAUUAUACCAUGUUUUAUUCAAAUCAUUGUAGAUCAAUGCCUAAAUGAUCAACCUAAAUUAAAAAUCUUAUGAAUGAUAAUAUAAACAGACAUAUAAAUUGAUCUUCUAUUAAUCUUCUUGCAGUUAAAAUAAAUUCGAACCCUAGAUCGGUUUUUCUGAAAAACAUUGCCAGUCCAAUAGAUUGUAGACUAUAUUUACCUGCAGUUCAAUAGAUCAGUUUCAAUAGUUUAGAAAAACUAAA
This is a messenger RNA of Magallana angulata, 3597 nucleotides long. RefSeq names its product transmembrane protein 117-like. The record is from RefSeq and is a predicted model, not a curated record. Bases 269 to 2308 code for a protein of 679 amino acids. NCBI's taxonomy places the organism in Eukaryota, Metazoa, Mollusca, Bivalvia, Ostreida, Ostreidae. The transcript is spliced from 8 exons. Gene Ontology annotation, biological process: intrinsic apoptotic signaling pathway in response to endoplasmic reticulum stress.